AUCGAAAUAGUGAAUGUUAAUCCUGACAAAGGACCCAGCUGGUAUUUAGCUAAAUCGCCACUUGGAAGUGUUCCUGCGUUGGAAAUCAACGGGAAGGUAAUAUGGGAAUCAAAAGUACUCGCUGAAUACCUUGACGAAGUGUUUCCCACGACAUCGGUACUUCCACGGGAUCCAUUCGAAAAAGCACAACAAAAGGUUAUCGCCGAACGCCUCUCACCGAGCAGUUUUACAGCUGAUGAACGUUUUAUUCGACUUGUUCAACUCGAAUACGCCCGCAGCCCAAGCAAAACCGCAACUCUUUGCAUUCAGCGCUCCCGAAGCUCUUGCUGUCGAACACCAGGAUUCCCUGACUACAUGCUAUGGCCAUUUCUGGAACGACUUGAGCUCAUCACGCUCUCUCCUUAUACACAAUUCAGAUACUUCCCUGGUCUCCACUAUCCACGAAUGGGUGCCUACAUUGCUCGGAUGCAAAGUCAACCAGAGGUGAAAUUCGCAAUGCGGCCACUAUCACAUCACAAAGCCUACGUGGACAGUUUUGCUGCAGGAAACCCCAACUAUGAUUACGGUAUUUUCCACAGCGGAUAA
This is a messenger RNA of Ostertagia ostertagi, 585 nucleotides long. The record is from the annotation of a GenBank genome assembly. NCBI's taxonomy places the organism in Eukaryota, Metazoa, Nematoda, Chromadorea, Rhabditida, Trichostrongylidae.